This is a messenger RNA of Caenorhabditis remanei, 5895 nucleotides long. RefSeq lists its product as uncharacterized. The record is from RefSeq and is a predicted model, not a curated record. The transcript is spliced from 2 exons. The coding region runs from base 1 to 5895 and encodes 1964 amino acids. NCBI's taxonomy places the organism in Eukaryota, Metazoa, Nematoda, Chromadorea, Rhabditida, Rhabditidae.
AUGAAUAAAGUACUCAGCAAGUAUUACAUCGGAUCAGUCCAAGAGGAGCCCACUGCCGGAGGAUCAGUCCAAGAGGAGCCCACAGCCGAAGGAUCAGUCCAAGAGGAGCCCACUGCCGGAGGAUCAGUCCAAGAGGAGCCCACAGCCGAAGGAUCAGUCCACGAGGAGACCACAGCCGAAGGAUCAGUCCAAGAGGAGCCCACAGCCGAAGGAUCAGUCCACGAGGAGACCACAGCCGAAGGAUCAGUCCAAGAGGAGCCCACUGCCGGAGGAUCAGUCCAAGAGGAGCCCACAGCCGAAGGAUCAGUCCACGAGGAGACCACAGCCGAAGGAUCAGUCCAAGAGGAGCCCACUGCCGAAGGAUCAGUCCACGAGGAGCCCACAGCCGAAGGAUCAGUCCACGAGGAGACCACAGCCGAAGGAUCAGUCCAAGAGGAGCCCACUGCCGGAGGAUCAGUCCAAGAGGAGCCCACUGCCGGAGGAUCAGUCCACGAGGAGCCCACAGCCGAAGGAUCAGUCCACGAGGAGAACACAGCCGAAGGAUCAGUCCACGAGGAGCCCACAGCCGAAGGAUCAGUCCACGAGGAGCCCACAGCCGAAGGAUCAGUCCAAGAGGAGCCCACUGCCGGAGGAUCAGUCCAAGAGGAGCCCACAGCCGAAGGAUCAGUCCAAGAGGAGCCCACAGCCGAAGGAUCAGUCCACGAGGAGACCACAGCCGAAGGAUCAGUCCAAGAGGAGCCCACAGCCGAAGGAUCAGUCCACGAGGAGCCCACAGCCGAAGGAUCAGUCCACGAGGAGACCACAGCCGAAGGAUCAGUCCAAGAGGAGCCCACUGCCGGAGGAUCAGUCCAAGAGGAGCCCACAGCCGAAGGAUCAGUCCACGAGGAGACCACAGCCGAAGGAUCAGUCCAAGAGGAGCCCACUGCCGGAGGAUCAGUCCAAGAGGAGCCCACAGCCGAAGGAUCAGUCCAAGAGGAGCCCACUGCCGAAGGAUCAGUCCAAGAGGAGCCCACUGCCGAAGGAUCAGUCCACGAGGAGCCCACAGCCGAAGGAUCAGUCCACGAGGAGACCACAGCCGAAGGAUCAGUCCAAGAGGAGCCCACUGCCGGAGGAUCAGUCCAAGAGGAGCCCACUGCCGGAGGAUCAGUCCACGAGGAGCCCACAGCCGAAGGAUCAGUCCACGAGGAGAACACAGCCGAAGGAUCAGUCCACGAGGAGCCCACAGCCGAAGGAUCAGUCCACGAGGAGCCCACAGCCGAAGGAUCAGUCCAAGAGGAGCCCACUGCCGGAGGAUCAGUCCAAGAGGAGCCCACAGCCGAAGGAUCAGUCCAAGAGGAGCCCACAGCCGAAGGAUCAGUCCAAGAGGAGCCCACAGCCGAAGGAUCAGUCCAAGAGGAGCCCACUGCCGGAGGAUCAGUCCACGAGGAGCCCACAGCCGAAGGAUCAGUCCACGAGGAGCCCACAGCCGAAGGAUCAGUCCAAGAGGAGCCCACUGCCGGAGGAUCAGUCCAAGAGGAGCCCACAGCCGAAGGAUCAGUCCAAGAGGAGCCCACUGCCGGAGGAUCAGUCCAAGAGGAGCCCACAGCCGAAGGAUCAGUCCAAGAGGAGCCCACUGCCGGAGGAUCAGUCCACGAGGAGCCCACAGCCGAAGGAUCAGUCCACGAGGCGCCCACAGCCGAAGGAUCAGUCCACGAGGAGACCACAGCCGGAAGAUCAGUCCACGAGGAGAACACAGCCGAAGGAUCAGUCCAAGAGGAGCCCACUGCCGGAGGAUCAGUCCACGAGGAGCCCACUGCCGGAGGAUCAGUCCACGAGGAGCCCACAGCCGAAGGAUCAGUCCACGAGGAGACCACAGCCGAAGGAUCAGUCCACGAGGAGAACACAGCCGAAGGAUCAGUCCAAGAGGAGCGGACUGCCGGAGGAUCAGUCCAAGAGGAGCCCACUGCCGAAGGAUCAGUCCAAGAGGAGCCCACUGCCGGAGGAUCAGUCCACGAGGAGACCACAGCCGAAGGAUCAGUCCACGAGGACACCACAGCCGGAGGAUCAGUCCACGAGGAGGCCACAGCCGGAGGAUCCGUCCACGAGGAGGCCACAGCCGGAGGAUCAGUCCACGAGGAGGCCACAGCCGGAGGAUCCGUCCACGAGGAGACCACAGCCGAAGGAUCAGUCCACGAGGAGAACACAGCCGAAGGAUCAGUCCACGAGGAGCCCACAGCCGAAGGAUCAGUCCACGAGGAGCCCACAGCCGAAGGAUCAGUCCAAGAGGAGCCCACUGCCGGAGGAUCAGUCCAAGAGGAGCCCACAGCCGAAGGAUCAGUCCAAGAGGAGCCCACAGCCGAAGGAUCAGUCCAAGAGGAGCCCACAGCCGAAGGAUCAGUCCAAGAGGAGCCCACUGCCGGAGGAUCAGUCCACGAGGAGACCACAGCCGGAAGAUCAGUCCACGAGGAGAACACAGCCGAAGGAUCAGUCCAAGAGGAGCCCACUGCCGGAGGAUCAGUCCACGAGGAGCCCACUGCCGGAGGAUCAGUCCACGAGGAGCCCACAGCCGAAGGAUCAGUCCACGAGGAGCCCACUGCCGGAGGAUCAGUCCAAGAGGAGCCCACAGCCGAAGGAUCAGUCCAAGAGGAGCCCACUGCCGGAGGAUCAGUCCACGAGGAGCCCACAGCCGAAGGAUCAGUCCACGAGGCGCCCACAGCCGAAGGAUCAGUCCACGAGGAGACCACAGCCGGAAGAUCAGUCCACGAGGAGAACACAGCCGAAGGAUCAGUCCAAGAGGAGCCCACUGCCGUAGGAUCAGUCCACGAGGAGCCCACUGCCGGAGGAUCAGUCCACGAGGAGCCCACAGCCGAAGGAUCAGUCCACGAGGAGACCACAGCCGAAGGAUCAGUCCACGAGGAGAACACAGCCGAAGGAUCAGUCCAAGAGGAGCCCACUGCCGGAGGAUCAGUCCAAGAGGAGCCCACUGCCGGAGGAUCAGUCCACGAGGAGACCACAGCCGAAGGAUCAGUCCACGAGGAGAACACAGCCGAAGGAUCAGUCCAAGAGGAGCCCACUGCCGGAGGAUCAGUCCAAGAGGAGCCCACUGCCGGAGGAUCAGUCCACGAGGAGAACACAGCCGAAGGAUCAGUCCAAGAGGAGCCCACUGCCGGAGGAUCAGUCCAAGAGGAGCCCACUGCCGGAGGAUCAGUCCACGAGGAGGCCACAGCCGGAGGAUCCGUCCACGAGGAGGCCACAGCCGGAGGAUCAGUCCACGAGGAGGCCACAGCCGGAGGAUCCGUCCACGAGGAAACCACAGCCGAAGGAUCAGUCCACGAGGAGACCACAGCCGAAGGAUCAGUCCACGAGGAGACCACAGCCGAAGGAUCAGUCCACGAGGAGACCACAGCCGAAGGAUCAGUCCACGAGGAGACCACAGCCGAAGGAUCAGUCCACGAGGAGACCACAGCCGAAGGAUCAGUCCACGAGGAGACCACAGCCGAAGGAUCAGUCCACGAGGAGAACACAGCCGAAGGAUCAGUCCACGAGGAGACCACAGCCGAAGGAUCAGUCCACGAGGAGAACACAGCCGAAGGAUCAGUCCACGAGGAGACCACAGCCGAAGGAUCAGUCCACGAGGAGAACACAGCCGAAGGAUCAGUCCACGAGGAGAACACAGCCGAAGGAUCAGUCCACGAGGAGCUCACAGCCGAAGGAUCAGUCCACGAGGAGACCACAGCCGAAGGAUCAGUCCACGAGGAGACCACAGCCGAAGGAUCAGUCCACGAGGAGACCACAGCCGAAGGAUCAGUCCACGAGGAGACCACUGCCGGAGGAUCAGUCCAAGAGGAGCCCACUGCCGGAGGAUCAGUCCACGAGGAGACCACAGCCGAAGGAUCAGUCCACGAGGAGACCACAGCCGAAGGAUCAGUCCACGAGGAGACCACAGCCGAAGGAUCAGUCCACGAGGAGAACACAGCCGAAGGAUCAGUCCACGAGGAGAACACAGCCGAAGGAUCAGUCCACGAGGAGAACACAGCCGAAGGAUCAGUCCACGAGGAGCUCACAGCCGAAGGAUCAGUCCACGAGGAGACCACAGCCGAAGGAUCAGUCCACGAGGAGACCACAGCCGAAGGAUCAGUCCACGAGGAGACCACAGCCGAAGGAUCAGUCCAAGAGGAGCCCACUGCCGGAGGAUCAGUCCAAGAGGAGCCCACUGCCGGAGGAUCAGUCCACGAGGAGACCACAGCCGAAGGAUCAGUCCACGAGGAGACCACAGCCGAAGGAUCAGUCCACGAGGAGACCACAGCCGAAGGAUCAGUCCACGAGGAGAACACAGCCGAAGGAUCAGUCCACGAGGAGAACACAGCCGAAGGAUCAGUCCACGAGGAGCUCACAGCCGAAGGAUCAGUCCACGAGGAGACCACAGCCGAAGGAUCAGUCCACGAGGACACCACAGCCGAAGGAUCAGUCCACGAGGAGCCCACAGCCGGAGGAUCAGUCCACGAGGAGCCCACUACCGGAGGAUCAGUCCACGAGGAGGCCACAGCCGGAGGAUCCGUCCACGAGGAGACCACAGCCGAAGGAUCAGUCCACGAGGACACCACAGCCGAAGGAUCAGUCCACGAGGAGCCCACAGCCGGAGGAUCAGUCCACGAGGAGCCCACUACCGAAGGAUCAGUCCACGAGGAGGCCACAGCCGGAGGAUCCGUCCACGAGGAGCCCACUACCGGAGGAUCAGUCCACGAGGAGGCCACAGCCGGAGGAUCCGUCCACGAGGAGACCACAGCCGAAGGAUCAGUCCACGAGGAGACCACAGCCGGAAGAUCAGUCCACGAGGAGAACACAUCCGAAGGAUCAGUCCACGAGGAGCCCACUGCCGGAGGAUCAGUCCACGAGGAGCCCACAGCCGAAGGAUCAGUCCACGAGGAGACCACAGCCGGAAGAUCAGUCCACGAGGAGAACACAGCCGAAGGAUCAGUCCACGAGGAGCCCACAGCCGAAGGAUCAGUCCACGAGGAGACCACAGCCGAAGGAUCAGUCCACGAGGAGACCACAGCCGAAGGAUCAGUCCACGAGGAGCCCACAGCCGGAGGAUCAGUCCAAGAGGAGCCCACUGCCGGAGGAUCAGUCCACGAGGAGACCACAGCCGAAGGAUCAGUCCACGAGGAGCCCACAGCCGAAGGAUCAGUCCACGAGGAGCCCACAGCCGAAGGAUCAGUCCACGAGGAGCCCACAGCCGAAGGAUCAGUCCACGAGGAGACCACAGCCGGAGGAUCAGUCCACGAGGAGACCACAGCCGGAGGAUCAGUCCACGAGGAGCCCACUACCGGAGGAUCAGUCCACGAGGAGACCACAGCCGGAAGAUCAGUCCACGAGGAGAACACAUCCGAAGGAUCAGUCCACGAGGAGCCCACUGCCGGAGGAUCAGUCCACGAGGAGCCCACAGCCGGAGGAUCAGUCCACGAGGAGCCCACUACCGGAGGAUCAGUCCACGAGGAGGCCACAGCCGGAGGAUCAGUCCACGAGGAGCCCACUACCGGAGGAUCAGUCCACGAGGAGGCCACAGCCGGAGGAUCAGUCCACGAGGAGGCCACAGCCGGAGGAUCCGUCCACGAGGAGCCCACAGCCGGAGGAUCAGUCCACGAGGAGGCCACAGCCGGAGGAUCAGUCCACGAGGAGCCCACUACCGGAGGAUCAGUCCACGAGGAGGCCACAGCCGGAGGAUCAGUCCACGAAGAGCCCGCAGCCGGAGGAUCAGUUCACGAAGAGCCCACUACCGGAGGAUCAGUCCACGAAGAGCCCGCAGCCGGAGGAUCAGUUCACGAAGAGCCCACUACCGGAGGAUCAGGAGCCGUGAAUCGGAGGAAUACACGAGGAGCGCGUUGGGCGCCCGAUAUAGAGCAUUGGAACUUUUGA